This is a messenger RNA of Vigna umbellata (rice bean), 1968 nucleotides long. RefSeq names its product protein NRT1/ PTR FAMILY 5.2-like. NCBI's taxonomy places the organism in Eukaryota, Viridiplantae, Streptophyta, Magnoliopsida, Fabales, Fabaceae. Gene Ontology annotation, cellular component: membrane. The record is from RefSeq and is a predicted model, not a curated record. Gene Ontology annotation, molecular function: dipeptide transmembrane transporter activity; tripeptide transmembrane transporter activity. Gene Ontology annotation, biological process: transmembrane transport; dipeptide transport.
CUUUCUCACUCAGAAUAGUUUGUUGUGUUUAAUAAUAUGGAAGAAGAUGGAAGAAGAAGAAGAAUGGUGAAUGGUGAUGAUGAUGAGUACACAGAAGAUGGAACUGUCGAUCUUAAAGGAAAACCAAUUCUCAAAUCCAAAACUGGUCGUUGGAAAGCUUGUUCCUUUGUUGUUGUGUAUGAGAUAUUUGAGAGAAUGGCAUACUAUGGAAUAUCAUCAAAUUUGGUCGUGUAUCUUACAAAAAAGCUUCAUCAAGGGACAGUAUCAUCUUCAAACAAUGUCACCAAUUGGGUUGGCACCAUUUGGAUAACUCCCAUCUUAGGAGCAUAUCUUGCUGAUGCUCAUCUUGGUCGCUAUUGGACUUUUAUUCUCUCCUCAAUCAUAUAUCUAUUGGGUAUGUGUCUACUCACACUAUCAGUGUCCCUUCCAAGCCUAAAGCCACCGGAGUGCCAUGAAUUGGAUGUGACAAAAUGUGAAAAAGCUUCCACACUGCAUCUAGCUGUGUUCUAUGGUGCACUCUACACUCUGGCAUUGGGAACAGGAGGAACAAAGCCCAACAUUUCUACCAUUGGUGCUGAUCAAUUUGAUGACUAUGACCCCAAAGAGAAGAAGUACAAACUCUCCUUCUUCAAUUGGUGGAUGUUCAGCAUCUUCAUUGGAACCCUCUUUGCAAACUCUGUCUUAGUCUACAUACAAGAUAAUGUGGGCUGGACUCUUGGCUAUGGUCUUCCCACUCUUGGACUUGCAAUUUCUGUAGUCAUUUUUUUGGCAGGCACACCCUUUUACAGACACAAAUUACCCACUGGGAGUCCCUUCACUAAGAUGGCUAAGGUCAUGGUGGCUGCUAUUAGAAAAUGGAAAACUCCUAUUCCUACUGACACUAAACAACUCUAUGAGCUUGAUUUGGAAGAGUAUGCCAAGAAAGGGAGAGUCAGAAUUCAUCCCACUCCAACUUUGAGGUUCCUCAACAAGGCUUGUGUGAAGACUGAUUCAAGUGCAGGUGGAUGGAAACUAAGCCCUGUUACUCAUGUAGAGGAGACUAAACAAAUGCUGAGAAUGAUCCCUAUCUUGAUAGCCACUUUCAUUCCUAGUGCAAUGGUUGCACAAAUAGGUACCCUUUUUGUGAAGCAGGGUAUUACACUUGACAGAGGCAUUGGUAGCUUCGAUAUCCCUCCUGCAAGUUUAAGCACAUUUGUGACUCUAUCCAUGCUUAUUUGUGUGGUGCUCUAUGACCGUUUCUUUGUGAAGAUCAUGCAAAGGUUCACCAAGAACCCCAGAGGAAUAACCCUUCUGCAAAGGGUUGGAAUUGGCCUCAUAAUCCACAUAGUGAUCAUGGUAAUUGCAUCUCUAACUGAAAGGUAUAGACUUAGAGUGGCCAAGGAACAUGGGUUGGUGGCAAAUGGAGGAGAAGUUCCUCUCAGCAUUUUCAUCUUGCUUCCUCAAUACAUUCUUAUGGGAACUGCUGAUGCAUUUCUAGAAGUUGCAAAAAUUGAGUUCUUCUAUGACCAAGCCCCAGAAAGCAUGAAGAGCCUUGGCACUUCCUAUUCAAUGACUGCAUUAGGCAUUGGGAAUUUCCUAAGCACCUUUAUUCUCUCGACAGUUUCACAUGUCACCAAGAAACAUGGCCACCAUGGAUGGGUUUUGAACAACUUGAAUGCUUCUCAUCUUGACUACUACUAUGCACUUUUGGCCAUACUCAACUUGGUGAACCUCGUGUUCUUCAUGGUUGUGGCAAAGUUCUAUGUUUACAGAGCUGAAAUUUCAGAUUCCAUUAAAGUGCUUGGAGAAGAGCUAAGAGAAAAGACAUCAAACCAAGUGAUUCCAAGAGAUUGAUUAGAUGAAAAUGGUGGACUGAUAACAUGGGAUGGUUGGGACAACUGGAAACCAGAUUAGCAGAAAUCGAGAAUAUGUCGUAGCUGCUAUUAUAAUGUCUUUAACGUGUGAUGUUUUGGACUUAAUUCAUGUUCA